CUCCACUUUCUUCUGCAUAUUUAUCGGGCGUUGGGUUCUUGGUUGGUUUGUUGGCAGCCAGUCCGAGUUCCUUGUUGCCUAUUCUUAUUUUUCUGGCCAUCUGGUCUUCAGUAUCGAGUGGGCGUAGGCUGCAGCUGUUGAUGUAUGUCUGCAGGUUGUUGGAAAUGCUUUUUGUAACGCGCCAAGUCGCUCAACCAUCACAUAUAUGUGAUGGUUGAGAGACUUGGCACGUAGCAGUAGUUCUACACUGAUUUCAGAUUAAUGAAGGCCUGUCUUUCUAUCUUUCUGAUCCUUCCUUUGACGUGUAGAAUACCUAAUUAAGUGGUUCAUUCUGAAUAAUGUCACUGAGUCCUUAUAUGAAGAUACGGUCAUCAUCCAGGUUUGUAUGCAUGUAUUACCAGUGCACAAGCAGUGAUAACGAAUAUAGUCUGAAAUGAUCAUUUUAGACCGAGCUCGACUGAGCUGGAGCUCAGUUUUCCUGUGUUAUUUGUUGCAGUGAAUAUCCCUGUGAAGAUCCGCUUUCUCUUUAAACGCGUCCACUAGUGGAAUUGGUACCGUUUGCUAAGGUGACAAGUUUCAGUUGGUGGGGAAACCCAUGCCUUUCUAUGUCCUCGGAUUAAUGAUAAAUUGGUUCGGUCUCGGUUCUUGAAGCUUUUUAUGAUGGCGUCGGAGGAAAUCAGUUCAUGCAAGAGUGAAAAUAUGAGAUACAACCACAUAAUAAUCUACUACUACUCUUUCUCUUUUCGCAAUUAUUAACAGCAUAAAACCUGAUACAUAUCUAUCUUAGUUACCGCAAUAAAGAUCAGUGCAUCCAGAAAUCGGUUAACGUAUGUAUAGUGGAGAAAUGAUCCUGAAUGUUUACUGUCUUAUGCGGUACUAAACAAGGAAAGGAAUGUAGGCGACAAGACUAUGGAAGUUUCUGGGUGAACAUCCCACUGACAUUGAUUGCUUACCACAUAGUCUUGAACCAUAAGCUGUAGGUUUCAUUGAUCUCUUGAACCCUUAUCAGAAAGCUUUUACUUCCCCAAUAUUAAUACUCAUUUCUUGGGAAAGUUCAGUAACAGGUGUAUACAUAUCUGUGGUGUAUUUAAGCAAGUAGGGACAGCUACACAAUAAACGCAUCGGUUCAAGUUACACGCAAAAAAAUUCAGGGCCGUUGGUAUGUAAUGUUUAGUAUUACUUACUGCAAAUCAAGUUCGGACAAAUAAACUCAUGGUUAUUCAUACAAAUAACACGUAAAUUGCUUGUUUAGUCCGAAGGUUCAGACUCAAAACAUUGGCUGACUGUUGAAUCUGAUUAUUGGGACUGACUUUUUGCAUUCGAGCAUCCAUGACCAUGUCGGACCCAUGGUGAAAUGUUGUAAUGACACAAGCUUCGUAACCUCGUGCGUAAUGAAAGCUCCUGUGAGAAAAAGCGAUAUUUUUGAAAUCGAAAGAAUAUCAACCGAAGAACCAGAAGUUAGGAGUUUGAUGCUAGAUCUUGAGGAUUGGUUCAAUUUAAUAGUCAAGUUGGAGAACAUAUUGAAUUGGAAAUGUCCUCGGUCAACAUUGCUCGUGUUGUCAUCGAUCACUACUUUAUUCCUGCUAAUUCAUGUAUAUGAACCUCCAGUUUUGCUUGUGAUAGGUUGUUCAGGAUUACUUUUAAGCGUAGUAGACUACUUUGGACCUCUCGUAUUAUCGAGAAUUUUCAUCAAGCCUCCAAACUAUGAAGAUAAUUGGUGUUAUUGGAAUUUCUGUAGACGUCUGGUUCACAUACGUCAUGUACUGAUCAACUUCUUCAUUUUCGUACAUAGAGUUCGACAUCGAAAUUCAGUCUUACACUUUUUCACCAGUUCAUCUCUUUUGUUUAUAGUUGGUUUCGUUGGACUACAUAUGAGUGACUUGCUUUUAUUUUACUUGUUGAUUCUGAUGUGCUUCGUUGCUCCAAAGCUUCAUCCUAAAGGGAUACUCACGGUAAGGCCUUUUGCAAUACGUAAUCCGGUUCAAAAGAAUAAGUUAUGGACUGAGGCAUAAAUAAACCUUGGAAAGGUUUAUUUAAUACAAAUACAGGAAUCGGUUCAGAAAGAACCUAACAUCGCCAACGCCACAUUGUCUGUUUAUAACCAAGACUCACUUUGUUACUAAGACAGCGUAAACAAUGUACUUACGGAAACGUUCAUGGAUUUUCAAGUAUGAAGUAUAGAUUAGUGUGACGCUGACAAAAUGCAGGGUCUUGCGAACGCGUUUCACAGAAAUCUGAGCAUUUUUGACAUGCUUUUCGCAGCUGUCAAAUGUAAGAUGAUGCUUCAGGACUGGUCUGGAACUACUCCCAGCUUAAUGAUAGAGAAUGAAGUGGUGGAAUAUGUCAACUACUUCACUUACUCGGAGAGUUGCACCAGCCCGAACGGAGUGGUUGCUGAUAAAAUCUAAGCUGGUAUACAGAAGGCCCUUUUGUCAUUUGCCAACCUACAUCAUCUUUGACACUAACUGGCGAGACACCCGCUAUCUAUCAAAGAACGAGUAUACUGCACUGCAGUUCGUUUUGUCUUGUACGGCUGUGAAACAUAACCUUUAAAAGUAGGAGAUAUGAAGCGGUUACAGGGUUUUGAUCCUGGGUGUCUUCGCAGCAUUGCUCGCGUUUGUUGGAAUCACCGUGUGAACAAUGUUGAGAUCAGACGAAAGGUACUAGGCGAGACAGGCUAGUCGUUGAUGAGGUUAUGAGCCACCAUCGACUGAGAUGGCUUGGAUAUGUGUUGUGCAUGUCGAUCCACCACCUACCUCAACGUGCAAUGCUAGAAGAAGCUGGAUGAAGUUGGAAGAGGGUUCAGGGUGAUCAGACCAAGACGUUACACCCGUCGAUGAAGUCUCUAACUAUUGGUCUGAGCCGUGUUGGGAGAUCUAGACUGCUUGGUUGGGGUCUCCGAGACGAUAGGAAUCAGUAGUUGUAGAGUCUUAGUGAUAGGGCUGGAAAUCGGCUGCAUCUGUGCAGAUGUGUUCACUCCUCGACGUCUUCUAAAGCUUGAAUAUCUGCACUAACAGUUAUCUUCAAACUGUUUAUUCUGUUACACAACUUUUUCGUCUUUGAUAUCACUCUUUUUCUACCCGCUUCUUUACAAACUAUUGUGAAGUGUGAGUGGUUAGGUUUGGGAGCAAAUCAACACCACACUUAGUAUUUUUCAAAAGCAACAAACUUGGAUUCAAUUGAAGCGUGACACGCUAAAACACCCUACUUUGUAAUUAAAAUGUACUGGUCGUUUAAGUAAUAUCAGCACAGCAAAAAUUUCGUCGACAUCCAACUUCUCCGUUAGGAAAAAUUAAUGAGUAAGUUUACGAAUGAACAUUACGAAGUAAUAAGGAUAUGAUUGCAGAAUGCGACAGUCUUUUGAGAACGUAUCCACUGGUGUUCUCAAAAUUGUACGUUUUAUGUGUGGUGUGACCCGUUGAUGAAGUGGUCAUUAUGUUCUCUUCUAGUUCAAAACAGAAAGCUUUUAGAUGAAAAAAAUGACUCCAUGUAAACGCUUGCUGUUAUCUCUCCUUACGCAUCCACUGACUACAGUUCCGAUGAAGUUAAAGGUGAGUCCUACUAAAAACUGUAAGGGGUGACAACUGGAACGAUGAGCAGAACACCUCAACUGGCCUCCAGCUACGUUUGCGAUGCUCGCUAUCCGGUCGGAUCCUGAAUGGAACACUAAGAUAGGCUCCUCAACACAGAAACCGAAAGGUAACUUGAAAGGAGAACCGGCAGCAAGACCAAACGCACUAGUUCCUGAGGUAUAUAAGGACAGUGGUAAAGUGUUUCUAGUCAAGUUAACUGAAGUGUUAACUAAUUUACGAAAGUCAAAUAUGAUCCCUUCUGACUGGUCUCAAUCACUGACUAUCCCAGUUUUCAAAAAAGGCAAGUAGUCCUUAUGUGACAACCACAGAUGAAUCAACCUGACGAGCAUAGUGUCCCAGAUUCUAUAACCACUAAAUGCAUGAGUGGAGCUCAGGAACGAACCAGAGGAAACCAGCCAGGUUUCGAAUCUGGCUAUGGGUUUACCGACCAAAUAUUCACUCCGCCAGGUUCUCGAAUACAUGUCUCACUGAAAGGGGUAUCACCAUAUUUGAAGGUUCUUUACUCGAACACCUGUGGGAGUGUUAUGGCUUAUAGUGAGCUUUGUACGUCGAGUGGUGUCCGCCAACGAUGCCCACUCUCCAUUCAUUUUUAUCAUAGAUGUUCUUAUGGAGGUCUCCCUCUCGUCACGUGACUACACAGAGGUUGACCUAGUCUUAGGAGAACUUGUUAGACCCAGAAUAUGCAAAUGACAUAGUCCUGUUUGGUGAAGACGCUGAAAAGAUGCAUAGUCUUCUGGACACCUUGAGUAGCAAUUUAAGAAUGUUAGGGAUGCGUUUAUCGCUACCCAAAUACAAAUUAUUUCUCUAAGACUGGUCUUCAAAGAUGUCACGGCUAACAAAAGAAAGUUGAGUGCAUUAAACACUUCACUAACCUGGGAAGUCGGAUCAGCACUGGUGACUCAGUAGCCGACGAAAUCUCUGCACAGAUACAAAAAGCCCCACUGACUUUUGCCAACUUGCGCCAUCUGUGGCGCCGCUGCCAUAUCCAAUUGUUUAUUAAGAUUUAAGCGUACUGUGCUGUAGUCCACUGUGUUCUACUGUAUGACUGGGAAACGUAGCCAUUAAAGGUAGAAGACAUGAGAAGGCUUAAGGUGUUUGACCACUGUUGCCUUCGUAGCAUAUGCCGUGUUUCGUGGCGACAUCGGUUAACCGAUGUCAGUGGCGCAGGUGUAUACACAUUAUCCUCGUCUUAACAUUAUGCCGAUUCUCACCAUUGUCAUUCUUCUCGUACUUUAUAUUUCUUUGACUGAACUUUCUUAUCUUCACCUUGCGCCUGACUACCUUUUUACUUGAUGUACUGAUAUGAGCUGUGGCGACUCGGACCGUUACGCAGUAAUGCCUGGUCGUAUGUUGAUUGAGCGUUCAGGCUCGGGACUGCCCGACUAAUAUAUGGCAUCAGUACAUAAAGUCCUUGACUGUUCGUUUGAGCCAUGUAGGGCGAAGGAGACAAGCCGGUAGGGGUCCUCGGGACAAGAGAAACCAGUGGUUGCAGACUCCAAGUGAUAUGGCUCAGAACCAAUGUCAGUGGCGCAGAUGUAUACACAGAUUAUCCUCAUUUUAACCACUAUAAUUAAUCUCAUUGUUUCAUUCAUUUUGUUUUACUACUUUCCACUUCUUUUGGCUGAUUUCCCUUUUCUUCAUCUUCCAUUUUAUUGUCUUGUUACUUGAUGUGCUGAUAUAAGGUGGAGCAACGUGGACUGUUACGCAGUAAUGCCAGGUCCUAUGUUUGUUUUUAUGAUCGGAAACUGUCUAGUGUAUUGCUGAGAUGUCGUAGCCGGUGACUUCAGUGCACAAGGGGGUAGGUUGUCAGAUGAAGCCACUUAAUACUGGAGGUAUUUAAGAACGAUGGUCAAGAAAUAUUGGUCAGAUUAACCGAAGUAUUAGCUGGUAUACUGCAGUCUAGUAAGCUCACCGACUGGCCCUCUUGCGACAACCGCAGGGGAAUCUGUUAAGAUUUCCGGUUCUAUAAUCAUUAGACGUCUACUUGUGUAACUCAGGAGAAGCCAACCUCUAGAAAAGCACGACUUUCAGGUCUCAGUAGGCAUUUACUCUUCGCCAGGUUCCGGAACGCAGGAACACUUACCGACGCCCAACACUAGCCAUACUUUCAGAUUUGACAGCGGCAUUCGACUCCGCCGAUCCAGAGGUCUCAUUGAAAGGGGGGCCGAGUAAGUACACCAACUCUGUGCACGUAUUAAAACCUAAGGUGAGUUGUGUGAUGUCCAUCAAGGAUUUCCCCUCUUCACUCUUACUCAGUUUUAGUGCACAGUGGUACAAUAAUAUUUUAUUUAGUCUUUUCAGAUUAAUAGAGGCCUUCUUUCCUCUUCUGACUUCAUAGACAUUGUUCUAGUUUCAGUAAGCCCUUCAGUAAAUUUGGAGUACGCAAAUGACAAUUCUGCCAGGUGAAAACAUUGGUAAGGUGUUUAGGGUUAGAAACAGACCGAAACAUGGCAUCAAUGCAUAAAGUCUUUGCUUUAAGCGGUUUAGGCUUCCCAGCUGGGGUCUGUGGGACAACAGAAACCGGUCGCGGCAGACUGGGUAAUAUAGCCCAAACUUAUGCAUACAAUAUCUCCAUUUUGAUCAUCUCACUCCCCUUUGUUCUUUUUCCACGUUCUCCUACCACUUUUGAUUAUUUUCCGGCUUAUUACUGUAUCGUUCACUUGGGUGCUGAUAUAAGGUGCGACAACUUGGAGCGUCGUGCAAUAAUGCCAGAUCCCACCCUGAUCUUGUCUGUCCCUGUGUUUUGAAUUCGUGUUCAUUUAUGCAGUUGGUCAGCUUGAGUGUAGGAUGUAACAUUACUGCGCAACGAUCUAAGUUGUUACAUGUCAUAUCAGCACAUCUAGAAAUAAGUCGUAAAAAGAGAACAGCAUAUAUACCCACGUCACUAACAGUCAUAAAAAGCCGCCGAAAUGUCUUUUUGCAAAUCUGUGACACCCAGUGUAUUGUUUGCUAACCUACUUAUUUUAAAAAAAAUGCAUUUUCGAUAUUACUUUACAGGUGAUUGGUUUCAGCCUUUGGUGUCCUAUAGCCUUCCUUCGGUCAUGUAUCAAAAAGCUCCAACCACAAAUGUCAAAACUUUUCGCUUGGACCAGGAGUCGUGGUUUAUCAAGGAAAAGUAAAUAACCAACGCUUACAGAACUACUUUUAAUCUUACAAUUUUAUGCAGUACAUCUUAUCUAUCUAGAACCCCAUUACAAACAAAUUUGUUUUGUAUGCUUCCUAUUACAUAUGAAACCAUUGUCAUUUCUCGAUGGAAAAGUUCAAAACACAUUAUUCUGCUAAAAGGCAUGUUAUUACGUAACAGGAUUAAGUAAAGCACUAGAUAAUUAAAUCUGGCCCAGUUCGUACUUUAGAUCAGG
Molecule: messenger RNA, 6952 nt
Organism: Heterobilharzia americana
Lineage: Eukaryota; Metazoa; Platyhelminthes; Trematoda; Strigeidida; Schistosomatidae
Source: the annotation of a GenBank genome assembly